UGGGGCAGGUGCGCCCAGGGAUGGGAGCAGAUCUUUGGCACUCCACUUUGCGGUGGGAGGAGAAUGAUAGGAAGUGGGAGAUUGGUCCUAGAGGCUGGCACAGGUAUUGCCAGGUGAAGCAAAUGGACCCAGGUUCAGAGACCAGAGGCAUUCUGGGUGAGGGAGGCCUACAGGGGCAAAUUCCAGCAAAAGUAGACCCCAGGUUUUCUCUGGGCUCUUCCCCAGCCCAUGUGACAGCUCUCUGGAUGUCACUGGUAAACGGGACAUGGCGGCGAGCGCCUCCUUGGCGUCCAGCUUUUGUAAUGCAGGCAGACGUGGCACCCUCUUCAGCCCCCUGGGACUAGAUACAUCCCCAUCAGAAGGCGCCAACCUCAACGCUCCCAACAGCCUGGGUGUCAGUGCCCUGUGUGCCAUCUGUGGGGACCGGGCAACGGGCAAGCACUACGGUGCAUCGAGCUGUGACGGCUGCAAGGGCUUCUUCCGGAGGAGCGUGAGGAAGAACCACAUGUACUCCUGCAGAUUUAGCCGGCAGUGCGUGGUGGACAAAGACAAGAGGAACCAGUGUCGCUACUGCAGGCUUAAGAAGUGCUUCCGGGCUGGCAUGAAGAAGGAAGCUGUGCAAAAUGAGCGGGACCGAAUCAGCACCCGGAGGUCAAGCUAUGAAGACAGCAGCCUGCCCUCCAUCAAUGCGCUCCUGCAGGCCGAGGUCCUGUCCCAGCAGAUCACCUCGCCUGUCUCUGGGAUCAAUGGCGACAUCCGGGCAAAGAAGAUCGCCAACAUCGCAGAGGUGUGCGAGUCCAUGAAGGAGCAGCUGCUGGUGCUGGUGGAGUGGGCCAAAUACAUCCCCGCGUUCUGCGAGCUCCCCCUGGAUGACCAGGUGGCCCUGCUCAGAGCCCACGCUGGCGAACACCUGCUGCUGGGAGCCACCAAGAGAUCCAUGGUGUUCAAGGACGUGCUGCUCUUAGGCAAUGACUACAUCGUCCCUCGGCAUUGCCCAGAGCUGGCAGAGAUGAGCCGGGUGUCCAUUCGCAUCCUUGAUGAGCUGGUCCUGCCUUUCCAGGAGCUGCAGAUCGAUGACAAUGAGUAUGCCUGCCUCAAAGCCAUCAUCUUUUUUGACCCAGACGCCAAGGGCCUGAGCGACCCGGGGAAGAUCAAGCGGCUGCGCUCACAGGUUCAGGUGAGCCUGGAGGACUACAUAAAUGACCGCCAGUACGACUCCCGGGGCCGCUUCGGUGAGCUGCUGCUGCUGCUGCCUACGCUGCAGAGCAUCACCUGGCAGAUGAUCGAGCAGAUCCAGUUCAUCAAGCUCUUCGGCAUGGCCAAGAUCGACAACCUGCUGCAGGAGAUGCUGCUGGGAGGAUCCUCCAGUGAUGCACCCCAUGCCCACCACCCCCUGCAUCCUCAUCUGAUGCAGGAACAUAUGGGCACCAACGUCAUUGUGGCCAACACAAUGCCCACUCACCUCAGCAACGGACAGAUGUGUGAGUGGCCCCGACCCAGGGGGCAGGCAGCCACGCCGGAGACUCCACAGCCCUCCCCACCAGGUGGCUCAGGGUCUGAGCCCUACAAGCUCCAGCCAGGAGUCGUCACCACCAUCAUCAAGCCUCCCUCUGCCAUCCCCCAGCCAACCAUCACCAAACAAGAAGUCAUCUAGCAAGUUGCUGGGGGUCAGGGGUUCGUCCCAGCCCUCCCAGAAAGCACCUGGGGAUCAUAACCUGGUCACCACAAAGGAACGUGUGGCAGCAAGGCCAGCCCCAGAGCAGCAAUGGAAAGGGUGCCAGGCCCAAGAACCUGGGCUGAGGGCCACAUCCUCUGCCCCCCGACCCCUGGCCUUGUGUCCUGGAUGACACUUGGGGGACGCCCCAACUGGGAAGUCCUCACUGCCUUGGACCACAUCUGUCAUUUGGAAGUCACUGCCUUCACCUCCAUAUUUACCCCCCCUUCUCCCAUCUUCUUCACUCUGAAAGGAUGAUUGCCUGAAGAUAUGGGACCUUGUCUAAACACAGCUCCCAGCUUUCCCAGUUGGUGCUAGCCAUGGGGUCCAAGCACAAGAAGAGCCCCUGAGACUGGGUCAACCAGUGGCUCCCCAGAUGUCCCCUCUCAAAUGUCCCCUCCCUCCACUGUCACUUUCCUCAGCCACCCUGACUCCUCCAAAGCCACCUGCCUGAAAGACAAGGAAGACAGCCACCAUUCUCAUGGUCAUUCUAGAUGACUUUGAUAAACUCUGACUGAAGCAGAGGGUGCGGGGUCCCCAUUCCUCUCUUCUGAGCCCACUGCAUUUCCCUUCCUCAGGCCCGGGGGGUGCAUCCUCAGCGUAGUGGUCCCCAAGAGAGCAACUCAAGGCUGAUGACUGCCAUAGAAAUCUGGAGAGAGGACAGGAACCGCCAGGGAGAACAUCUAGAGAGAAGCAGGUUGUGACUUUGAGGCAGGGUUGGGAGCAUGGCUGGCAGAGUAGGUGAGACAGGACACUGGGAAGGAGAGAGCCUGGACCAAGGUGGCAAGAAUAGCGGGGAAGAGCUGGGGAGGGAACUGAAGAAUGCUGGGUGGGCAGAAGAUGAAAUCAGCAUCCUACAGAGAUGGGGAGGUUGGGAGACAUCAAAGAGGUCAGCUGAAGGUCAGGGGCUGUGGUGAUGCUGCAGAGAGUACCAGAGCCUGGGGAGGGAUGAGUUAGAGGCUCCCCAGGUAGAGUAAUGGCAAGGAGGAAGCACACCCCCCCCCCACAAGCCCUGUCUCAAACUCUCCCUCACUCCCAGGUGCUGUCCAAAGGCAUCAUCUCCUGGACUCCUCCCUAUUACCUAGAGAUUGUUACAGAAGAUGAAAUUGAGUUCUAAGAGUUUAGUGAUCUUUUAUCUGAAACACACACAGCUCGUCAGUGCCAUGUCCAGUCGGGACUCAGUUCUCCCUGGAUCAGAGUAGGUCUCCCUCCUCUGAAAGGACUCUCCGGUUCCCACUGUGAUGACAUCAAAACACUUCUGGAUCCUUCACCGGCCACAAACCUAAAAGGUUUCUUCUUUCUAGAGGUCUUGCCCACUGCCAGGACUGAAGUUCCCUGAAGCUCCAGAAUCCUGCUUGCUGAUAAAUAUGAAGGAGGAUUGAUGAGUCCUGACCCCCUUUUCUCUCUUCACUCUCCAGGUCUGGGGGAAGGGCAGCGGGGACUUGGUUCCUGAGAGGCAGACAAAUGGGGCUUGGCAGUCCAGCGAUGGGACAGUUUGGGUGAGGGGCAGAGGGGCUAUUUAAAAGCCUGGGAUUAUCAUUCACAGACCAUUCUUGAAAUACUAGAGCAGCCAGUGCCUCAUCCCUGCAGAAUCUCUAUGUCUUUGGGAAAAUUCUAGAAAGUGCCACUUGGCAGUGGGAAUAAAGGGCUAUGUCCUGGGGCUGGAGGUGUGAUUAGGACACUGGACAGUCAGGCUGACAACUUCCUUUCACCCAAGGUUGAUCCUUCAGAGUGGAUGGGGAAAGCGCCCAGAAAAUUCCAUCUACUAACUGUAGUUCCUCUUUUCAAAAGACACAGAGAAAGAAGUAGAGGGCAAUUGUUUUAGUGACAUCUACACUUGCACACACACACACACACGCACGCGUGUGUGUGAUGUGAAUAGGGAAGGAUGGGCCUUCCCUACUCCAGAAAGCCAGGUUCUGCUUCCAUGUUCAGAGGCAGCCCCUCAAGCCCUCCUCAACCACCCUCACUCCGGUGCCCCCCAGAAAUUCCAUCCCCUCGGCUCAGCCUAGACUAUGUGCAUGAGGCAGGAAAGCUGGCUCAUUCUGGUCUUUGUGGUCAUCCUCACUCUUUGCCCCUGGACCCCAGUGUUGCAGAGCCUUCCACCCUGGGAACAAAGUGGAGAUCAUUUCCCAUGGAAUGAGCUGGAGCCACGGUGUCCUUUAACGAGAACAGUUUUCUGGAGUUAGAGGGUCCGUACUCUGUCCCUGCCCAUCCUUUUCUGAAGGAGACAUCCAUUCCACUUGAAGAACCUUAUUGCAAUGCAGGAAACACACAAUAAACAAACAUUUACGUUUCUGAUUCUAAGCUGAGGAUAUGACAUUGGAUUUUUUUCCCCCUACCUGAGUGUGGUCCUAAGAUGUCCAUUCCAAAGGACCGAAGAAGGACUGGUAGAGAGCAGGUGUGUGCACCAGUGCCUCCACCAAGACUCCUCCUUUCUUCGAGAAGUUUUCUGAAGCUUCCAGAAUCCAUAAGACUCUCCUGAAAGGAGACAUGGGACUGGGGGUGGGGUGGGAAGAAGGAGAGAAUUGGAAAUUAAUGUGUGUCUGUUUCUUGUGGUGACUUAAGCCAAUGGCCUUUGCCAGAUUUUUCUGUGGUCUGCCCCAGUUAAAAUGAAUUGUGAAAUGUUCAUCAAGCCAUUCCGGAAGCGGGCCGGGUCUCGUCACCCUGCUCUGCACCUUUCUGUGGUGGUGUGGAUGUCAUUAGGUCUUGUGUGGACCCUCUGAGGACCCCAUCACUGUCCCCCAAUGAGGCACAGAAGCAAAACAGAGAAACCCCAAACCAUUUCUUACUCUUGUGUGUUUUGGCAAACAUUUAUAAAACAAAAUAAAUGGCGCCUAUGUUUUCUAA
Messenger RNA from Perognathus longimembris pacificus (Pacific pocket mouse), 4564 nucleotides. It is a transcript of the gene Hnf4a, whose product is annotated as hepatocyte nuclear factor 4 alpha. Gene Ontology annotation, molecular function: nuclear receptor activity; zinc ion binding; RNA polymerase II cis-regulatory region sequence-specific DNA binding. The transcript is spliced from 10 exons. The record is from RefSeq and is a predicted model, not a curated record. Lineage: Eukaryota; Metazoa; Chordata; Mammalia; Rodentia; Heteromyidae. Bases 266 to 1654 code for a protein of 462 amino acids. Gene Ontology annotation, biological process: anatomical structure development; cell differentiation; positive regulation of transcription by RNA polymerase II.